Triticum aestivum (bread wheat) is the source of this 1150-nucleotide messenger RNA. RefSeq lists its product as uncharacterized. The coding region runs from base 540 to 872 and encodes 110 amino acids. The transcript has 3 exons. The record is from RefSeq and is a predicted model, not a curated record. Lineage: Eukaryota; Viridiplantae; Streptophyta; Magnoliopsida; Poales; Poaceae.
CGUCAUCGGUUUUUCCAGCCAGCAGCAUUUGGCCGACUGCGCCGCACGAAGGGAGAAAGGAAGGGGGCAGGAAAACAGGGGGCGGCGCGGCGGAACGGAGAGCGGAGGAGAAAGAGAGGAAGCAGUCUCAGUUCUCGAUCUCCGAGGUUGGUGCCGGUGGCUAGGGCUGGAAGCCGGCGGCAGAGGCAGAUCUGAUCCGCGGGUGGCGGUGCAGAGGCGAGACUCCCCGGAGCUUCGGCCGGACCGGCCAUCCGAUUCCGCGGCCCGCCUCUGCGAUGGUUCGAUCUCCGCCCCCCACCUCCACCCAGCAGUAAUUUUAUUAUCCUCCUAGGGUUCAAAUCUGGGCGAGAUCGUCGCCGGAUCCCCCGGGCGGUUCUCGUGCUGGGACGGCCAGGCCGGGCCUCGAUCCGUGGGCGCCGCCAGUUCGAGUCAAAUUCCCCAUCUCCUCUGUGCUUGAGUUCGUCGCGCCACCACGAUCCCUCUAGCCCACACACUGGACUUUGAUAAAUAGUCUCUGGCUGCUGCUGCUGACUGGAGUGAUGAAUUCGAGGCCGAUCGUGCUCGUCUUCCUCCUGCUCGUGCUCAUCAUAUCAUCGCAGUUCGAGUGGAAGCAGCAGAUCGGUGAGGCCGAGGCGAGUCCCGAAGCUACGCGGCGGAGGCAGCAACCGCUGGUCGUAAGGGAAGAUGCCGUUAAAGAGAAAAUAAUACUGGCGCAGGAGAAGAACAUCCAGCAGCUCACCGAGCUCAUCCAGAGCCUCCAGGUUCAGCUGCUGCAUUGUCGUGGCAGCAACAGCACUGCUCAUGGCGCCUCCUCGAAUCAGUCUUCAGCCAGUUACGCCGAAGCGGACAGGCAUCAGAUAAUCGAUGACUGAUGACCCGUCAACAUGCCCAGGUACUUUGCAUCACAGUACAACCGGCUCAAGGGCACACACCUGAAUGAUAUAUGAUAGACACCAUCGUUGCGGACCACUAUGUAGUGCCCUGGAGUCUAGGGAGCUUGUCUUAGUUUCCUGUUGUGCUGUGCUAUUGACAACAGUAUGACCACCCCCUUCUAAUACAUGUUCACCCUCGGCCUGUACAGUGUUAUAUUGUAACAGUAUCAUGUAAAUUUAGCCCACCUUCCUCUAUUGAGAUUUGAGAUUGAGAUUGA